AACAGCACAUAACGGCCUGCUCGAGUAGGUGAUACCUCCUAUACCGCGCCAUUAUACAUCGUAACCAUGGAGCGAGAUUCAGUUCCGGCAGGAGGACCACCCUCCGAGAAGGACAGCCAUAAGACGUGGGCUGACGGAACCGACUCGGGGGCUCUUGGUGUCCUUCCUGAUCGAGAGGACGAUAACUACUACCCUAGAGGGAAGAUGAAGUGCGUCAUCUUCAACUUAAGGCAGAAUGACAACACAGAAGAGGUGGAAAAGUUAAAAACGAUGUUCCAGUCCCUGUCCAACGUUGCCGUCGAAGCUCAUGUUGUUAAGGAGGCGGACGAAGUGAUCGAUAAACUCCAGGAAUUGGCAAAGGAAGAAAACUUGGCAGAUAUAUACACCUUUCUUUGCUGGAUUAUCUCUGCUGAUUGCGACAAACAUACCCUGAAGGCGGCUGGCAAAGUGCUGGAGUUUGACUCUAUAUACCAACCAUUUGCCAGUGACCAAUGCAAGGGACUGUAUGGAAAACCAAAGAUUUUUUUCUUCCAGGUCCCGGAGAAGAAGCCCGCGGAGGUGUGCAAAACGGACGGCGAUGUGGACACCGCUUCGCUGACUGAGAUUCAAGCCAAAAUCCCCAAAAUGACCGAUUUCUACUAUGCUUUCUCUUCUGCUCCGGGCUACUUCGGAAGCGGGUGCGACGACCAAUUCGUGAGAAUCGUCACUGAAAUGUUUGACGAAAAAGUUCCAGAGGAACCGGAGACAAUAGACCUGUCCGCUGUCAUGAUUUACGUCCUUCGUAAAGCGGAAGAACUCGGACAGGGGAAGGAACGCCCUUGCGUCAUGUCGUCACUGACUGGUCACGUCGCUUUAUCCAAGGUCCGCUCAACAGCGAGCGCUUGAGAUUGCCGUUUGAACAAUAAACAGCAUUGGCAAUAAACGGA
This is a messenger RNA of Ornithodoros turicata, 926 nucleotides long. Its product is annotated as caspase-3-like. NCBI's taxonomy places the organism in Eukaryota, Metazoa, Arthropoda, Arachnida, Ixodida, Argasidae. The record is from RefSeq and is a predicted model, not a curated record. Gene Ontology annotation, molecular function: cysteine-type endopeptidase activity. Gene Ontology annotation, biological process: proteolysis. The transcript is spliced from 7 exons. Bases 67 to 885 code for a protein of 272 amino acids.